Oryzias latipes (Japanese medaka) is the source of this 6842-nucleotide messenger RNA. RefSeq names its product ventral anterior homeobox 2 (gene vax2). Gene Ontology annotation, biological process: neuron differentiation; brain development; central nervous system development. The record is from RefSeq and is a predicted model, not a curated record. Gene Ontology annotation, cellular component: nucleus. Lineage: Eukaryota; Metazoa; Chordata; Actinopteri; Beloniformes; Adrianichthyidae. Gene Ontology annotation, molecular function: DNA-binding transcription factor activity, RNA polymerase II-specific; RNA polymerase II cis-regulatory region sequence-specific DNA binding.
UCAGCAUCCUCAGACUGUGAAGGCGGGGGUGUUUUUUUAUUUUUUUUAUUUUGAAGCUGGCUUCUUUCAGCUGUGAAGUAAAUGGCAGAAGCAGGCAGAGAGUGUUCGAGUACUUACUAUUGACUAUUUCCCACUUCCCCGCCGUCCCCCUCUCUGUGAAAGGUCUGAACUGAGACAUCUUUUCUUCUGAGCUCCCCAAAAGCAGAAGACCCCCUUCAUGCACCUCACCAGCACCAACAUGCACAUCAAGGAUCUGGGGAUGCAACCCGUCUGACCAGGAACUGAGGCGAACCAAACAGACCAGAAGAAACUUUUCUUCCUGCCACGAUCACGCUGAACUGUGACCACUACUGAGAUUUUUUAAAAACGGGGUUUUCUUCCUGUUUUCACGAGUCUGACUCUGUUUUUACGCGGGUGAGCAGCGCGUGUUUUUGUCACCUCCCAGCUCCUUCUCAGUGCUCGCAGGCGUCGCCAUGCGCUUCGUAUAGGCUACUGUAGUUAAAGUGAGACCUGCUGCUUUCCUCCGGCAGGACACUUCUCCUUCCUUUCGUUUGGACUCCGGACCGCGCGUCAUGGCGCGACACCUGAAAACGGUUCCUUUGCAGGACCGUGUAGCCUCAUUGUGAGUGGAUCUAUUUUUUUUUUCAGGAGAGGUGGGGGCAUGCUCUCCUCGUCUCUAGUGGAGAACAUUUCUAAAGAGAAGAAAGUAGAAAAAGAAGAGUGAACUGCAGGAAGGAGAAAAAAGGAAAACAGAGGUUACCUAAGAGACUGGUUAACUUGGUUGUGGAUGUUCGAUCAGGCCACGACUAUGGGCGAUGGGAGCCACCGCUGUGGACCCAACCCCCUGUGCCCGGACAGGAUCGAGAGCAAGUGCCGCACUGAGAUCGGAGGCAGGUCCCCGGUGCAGAGUUCCACGGACACGCCUGGGACGUCCGCGUCCACGCCGACGUCCUCCAGCGAGGAUGGGCACGACAAACUUUUAGGAGUGGACCCUGACUACUGUCGGAGGAUAUUAGUGAGAGACGCCAAAGGCACCAUCCGGGAGAUCGUCCUGCCCAAAGGCCUGGACCUGGACCGGCCCAAGCGGACGCGCACUUCAUUUACGGCCGAGCAGCUGUACCGACUGGAGCUCGAGUUCCAGCGGUGUCAGUAUGUGGUGGGGCGCGAGCGAACAGAGCUGGCCCGGCAGCUGAACCUGUCAGAAACACAGGUCAAGGUGUGGUUCCAAAAUCGUCGGACCAAACAGAAAAAGGACACAACCAAGGAUUCCGACAAACGUUCUUCCUCCACGUCCGAGUCUUUGGCCACUUGCAACAUCCUCCGCCUCUUGGAGCAGGGCCGGCUCCUGUCAGGACCCGCCCCGCCUCCAAACUCUCUACUGGGGCCUCCAGCUCACCCAGCCAAUGGCUCCCUGCUCAGCAGUCCAGGUGGGGGCUCCUCCACCUCCCCUGGCAUCAGCAGCAGCACCCCUCCCAGCUCCCUGCCAGGCGGGACAUUUGGACUUUCCCUUCCCUCUCUGGGCGGCACUCCGCCAUCACCGAGGCUGGGAGUCCCACCACCACACUCCCUCUGCUUUUCCAUGCCGCUCCUGGGGGGAGCCCAUCACGAACUGACCUCCUCAUAUGGCUGCGGUUCCUCUGCCUUUGAGCCAUACAUGCGGCUGGACAGGAAGGAGGCAGAUCUAGGCGGGAAGAAGACAGUCUCCUAAACAGGAAGUUCCUGUUUUAGCUUCCUCCCUGUCACCCUGUCAAGAGGGCACCUUGGAGCACGACGAUGCUCUGGUUGCUUUCUCACAGCACCAUUUUGUGCCACAGCACUGUUUAGUACACUGUCACAAAAUGGUGAAAAGGACUUGAUGGAAAGGGACAGUUCCACUCAUCCACAUUACAAAAAAACAAAUUUUUUUGAAGAUUUGCUGUGUGUGUUUGUUGCAGACAAAUGUUUUUAUCACCACUGUCAGCACAGUGGCUUUAAGUGACUCUUCACUUUGUGUCUAGUGAGUUUGUCUGUCUGAUUUCUCUCUACAGGCCUUCAUUUACUGUUCAGGGAGAAGAAAAAAAAUACUUGACAAGAAUAUUUCAGAAAAAAACCCAGAAAGACGUCUGAAUGAGAGGGGAGGUCUUUCAACCACAGCAGUAUGUCCACAUUUCUAUACCUGUUCCCGUGGCCAUGUUGGAUUUUAUUUGGUGUGCUAUCACAAUAGAAACAAACAAGAAAAAAAAAAAAGACUCGUAGCAUUUUAAUAUCAGUCUGUUUGGUGUCCAGCUGUAGUCUUUGUAAACUCUUUCUUUGGUUGUGUUUGUGUAUGAAACAGUAAGUGAUAGGAUCUGGGCAAGCAAGGCGAAUCCACAUAUCUGCAGUUGAUGGUUCAGCGUAAAAAAAAAAAAAAGGAAACUGGAAAGUUUGCCAAAGUGAUUUGCAGACAGAGCUUUGGAGGUGCCCCCUCCGGUCAAUGAAGCAAGCUGAUGUCGGGUGACUUCUCGGCACAGAUUCAUGUGUACAUCUUUCAAAAAAAAAAGGCAAAAUCAGACUCAGAGAAAGUUUGGUGCUGAAAACGUUCAAACCAAAUCUAAGUCGGGGGAUUACUGUGUUGGAGCUGCAGCGCUUGUUGAUAAAAAUUGAGAACCAAUCUGCAAGUUUUUACCUUAAAUAUUCACUUUGGGGCUCCAACAUGUACUUAAAGUGAGUGUUUGUGAAGAUUUCUUGUCAGGAAAUCACAGAAAUAAAAUACAUCCCAGACUUAUCUGUUGGAGUUUUUGUAAGGAUGCAUAACUAUUUGAUAACAUUCGCUUAUUUUGCCCUUUUUCCUCCAACAUCUUUGGUAUUAGUUUUAUUAACGUGGAACUACAGGAGGUUAGCAUAUUUGUUAUCCCGCUGUCCUUCAUAUUAAUUUUAUGUUUUUUAAGUUUCUGCUUUCCUUUAUUGCCAUUAUGGCUCAGCCUCCUGUCACCCAUCCACAUUUCAACAAUGAAAGUAUUUCUUCUGACUUUAUUUUUAAAAGCACUUUAUUUUUUUCCUUGGUAGUCUGAAUUAAUGCAAUUAAAUUUUGCAUUAACUAGCCAGUUAACAUCCUGUUCUUUUUAGGUCUAUGGCAUUGAAUUUGCAGAUUUGAAGUUGAAUCUGCACUUGAACAAGUCAAAUUUAUUUAUGACAAGCAUUAGGUGGUUUUAUUUGUUUCUCUUUCAUAUGAUGACAUUUAUUCAAGCUCCUUUAUUGUCCAGAGAAAAACAAAAAUCACCUGUGAAAACCAGUCAUUUGCCAGAGUUUGGCCUCAAUUUGUGCGUGUCAGCUGAGUUUUCACCUCUUCACUCCUGUCUCUUGUGUGUUUUUUUCCCUCUAGAUCUUUUCAUUCCUCCUGAAUGUGAUUUUUUUUUUCUGGCGCUCAUUUUCUCCCAGGCCAUCUAAAGGUGGCUUGAUGCAUAGCAUAAAAAAGAAAAAAAAAGAAAGAAAAAAGUGCACUGCCAUGACAUCAAUUUGGGAAUGCAUUUACAGUAAAUAGUUGUCUGGUUUUUGAAAGAGCCCUGCAUGCUUCCAGCUGCAGAAACAUUUUCUGGUGGGGUUGGGGGGGGGGUCUGACCUUAUAUUUGCUUGCUGGCCGGGCCUUUUUGCACCCGUGUUGCAUCAGCUCGAAUCUAAUGAUUUCUUGUUGUUUUCUUCAGACUGCAGCAGUGCUGCAGAGAACAUGCUUGCUGCUCUUUGCAGCUUUCACCUGCGCCCCUGUUCAACACUAUUAUUUUCUAUAAGCACAUCUAUAAUUUACAAACUCUGCCAUCAAAUAUUGAGCAGAGAAAUGGAGCUGAGAGGUCAGAAGCCCUGGUUUUUAGUUCACCAUUUUUUUUUCUCUGUAUCUGCUUUGUUUCCUUUCUAUGGCAGUGUGAACAAACUAUUUGCUCUCGUUGCUUUCUGGAAUAUUUUAAUUUCUCUGACUUUAGCUGCUCAACACAGCCUGUUAAAAGCUCCAAAUGAUUGAAAACUGCUCCCUUAUCAGUUAGCAUCGCAUGUUUUUGAAGAGGUUUCAUGUUUCAGCCUUGAUUGCAUUUUCUGUCAUAGCUCAGACAUAGAUUAGCUUUUUUUUGACAACGAAUCUGCAGUAAUUGCUGGAUAAAUUUAGCUUUGGAGAUUUUGUCACACAACACAAGCAAACAAACAGAGAAAAUCUGCAGUUUGUCUUUCCAUUGUUGCCGUAAGGAUGUUUUAUUCUCACUGGAUGCAAUCAGCACCACCCUGUCAAGGACCUGUCACACCUUUUUAGGCCACUGACUUUCUUAAGGUUGUUUUUUUCUGAUUUAUUGGUAUUGGUUUCUGGUUAUGCACAGUCGAGGUCCUACAGGGGCCUAACUUUGCUUUUUUUGAGCAGUAAAACCUUCUUCAACAAAAACAGCACCAGCUACUACUUAUAAUAAACAACCUGUACAUACAGUAGAUAUGACUUUAUAUAUAAAUAUAUAUGAAUGGGUCUUUGCACAAUUUAUCUCCAUGUCUGCUCCGUGUGAUUUUACCAGGAUAAAAACAAAAAUGUGAAAGAAAGUUCAGAAAAAAAACUUUAUAUAUGCUUUACAAUUCUUUGUCUCAUUAACAUUUUGCACUUAUUUAAAGAGGCUUACCUUGGUUUCUGGGCUGUCAGAGCUGUUUCACGCUCUACUAUGAUAAUGUACAAUAUGUAUAUGUAUUUUUAAUCAUAUGCAUAUAAAUAUAUGUCUAUGUAAUUUGCCUCUUGUGUUCUGUUUAUUUUAUCACCUUCAGUGCAUCAAGGCCGGACAAACCAAAUGGCUUUGGAAUGAAAAGAUUUUUAGAAUCAGCCUUCAAACCUUCUCUGCAUAUCUGAGAUUUACUAUACACCUCACUCCUCUUUUGUUCUUGUCACUAACCAAGGUAAAGACCUUUUCACCUUUCAGGUCUUUCUCAUGAAAAGCUCAGAAUUUGUAUUCCUAAAAUAUUAAUGACAUUUUUGUUUGGUUGGUUGACACACAAAAGUCUUCCUUCUCUGGCCUACUUGACACUGAAUGAAUUGACGCACUUUGAAUAAUAUAAUUUUUACCUUUUAAUUAGUGUUUUCCCCCCAUAUUUGUUUAAGAACAAAAAAACUGCUGGUGACAAUUUUGUUUUUAUUGGAUUCUGAAAACAUAUUAAUAUUUUUUUGGUUUAUGUGUCACCAACUCUGAGGCCUUACAUCUUCUUAAACCAAAAAGGCUUUUAGAUUUAAGGUAGAAUUAUACUGUAAAGUGCUAAAUAAACAACAAAGAGCCCCUUUUGACUUAUUAUUUUACAGAAGUUCAAAGUGAAGAAACUAUUUUCAACUAAAAUCCUCUUUUUUGAACUGAAUACCAUUGUGAUGUGUGUUUUAGAUCAUAAGGGGUAAACACUUAAAAAAAUCAUCAGGUUAUCUGUUUUUCACUGCAGAAAUGGAGCCUGCUCCAAAGGAGUUUGAAAAAGUAUCAAAAGCACCCUGACAAUAUUAGUAAAUCAGAAACAUGCAAAAUGUACUAAGAGAUAAGUUUAUCAAAAACUAAAGCUAAUCAAGUAAGUGAAAAUAAACCAAAAAUUUUUUUUUAACAAAAAAAGGCAGAAUAUUUACAAUACAAUGAUUAAAAUAUUACCUUUUGAGAUCAAUUGAAGCAAACCAAUUGAAACAUUUUUCUUUAGAUAGAAACAAGAACUUCCUUUUCAGCAUGGGCCGUUUGGAAGGUGCAGGAAACUGAGCUGUUUUGCGGUUCAAGUACAUUAACCUGCAGUAUCGUAAGAGCCUCUGUAUCUCUGACUAAGUUCGGGAUAAUCCAGAUUUAUUGUCUUUCUUUAGAUCCCAGGAGUCCCAAUCCUGCCACAAAAUUUUGAAAAACACACACAGACAGUUUGAUCCCUAUCUAAACCAAAAUAAUCUGGUUUAACAAUCCUUUCUCAAGCCAUUCUCAAGAUUUGACCAAAUCUGGUUGAGAUCUGACCAGAUUACCUGGAACCAACUGGGUCUGUUGGGUAGAGGUUGAGCCUUUGAAGUUUUUGCUUUUGCUGAGUUUUAUGUACCGGUAUUUGAAAAAAAAGAAUCCACAGCAACAAAACUAAAAAGGGAAGCAAAACCUCAAAAUAAUAUACCGGUACUAAAUAUUAUACUGGUAGUCAAAGAUUUUGUAUUACAGUGAUGGAUAAAAAAGUAAAAUACAAAAAUAAUAAAAAUGGUCCAUUUUCUUUUUUCCUGCUAAAUGAAUAGUAAAGCUUGUCCACAAUAACGACAGAUGAACAGGAAUCUGGUUUUGCUUUUAACCAACUCUUUAUUUAAAUCACAUUUUGAUGAUUUCAUACCAAAGCUGCCAUAAAUGGAUGUGAAAAACUAUAUGGAAAUAAAGAACAACAUGUAGCUUUGUCAAAGCACUGAAGGUAAUAUGGCACUUUUAUGCCCUGUUGGCUCAGACGUUUGAGAGGGGCACCUCUUUGGGAUGGGACAAUUGAUCUGUGGGGUGCCAAUUAUAGUGAUUGGCACCUUUCUAUGAGUGAGGAAGGGGCGAGAGGGCCAGAAGAAAGAAGACCAGAUGGGUGGCCUGUUUUAGAGGCGGAGAGGCAGAACUGGGCGGGGCAGAACUGAGUUACUCUCUAGCAGCAAAGCAGGAAGCUGCAGUAAAGAGCUCUCAAAAGAAGACCUACACAGAAGGGAUCUUUAGGUUUUGGGGGAAAACCACAAAUAUUACUAAAAUCUAACAAUCAAUAAGGCAAUUAUGACAAAGGUAAACUAAUAAGUAUGGUUGUAUUCACUUCAUGGGAAACACUGAAUUCUUAAAAAUUAAUUUACUGUGUGGUUGUAAUUUAAUGAUUGUUGUAUUUUGUGAAAUAAAAAUUACAUGUUUUUAUUCAAA